Zygosaccharomyces rouxii is the source of this 1806-nucleotide messenger RNA. It is a transcript of the gene NDD1, whose product is annotated as Ndd1p. The transcript has a single exon. NCBI's taxonomy places the organism in Eukaryota, Fungi, Ascomycota, Saccharomycetes, Saccharomycetales, Saccharomycetaceae. Bases 1 to 1806 code for a protein of 601 amino acids. The record is from RefSeq and is a predicted model, not a curated record.
AUGGAUCGACAAUCACCUGGGGUUCCUGGAGAUGAAGGAAUUGCAAGUGCUGCAGCAAGUCAAGAUGCGGAUGCUACCUUUUUCAAAGUUAUAUCUGAGAAUCUGAAAUAUGCAUUCAACAGUCCACUGCCAACUACGCAAUUUCCAACACCAUAUUCAAAUCAGACUCAGCAACAACAACAGCAACAGCAACAACAGCAACAACAGCAACAACAGCAACAACAGAACCAUUCGAUACCGGGUCACUCAAAUCAACAACAGGGGUUAAUGGGACAGACUGGUGCUAAUGAUGGUAAUAGCGAUUCCUCUCUGGUAGAGAAUAGCAUGCUUGCAGGAUUACCCAUGGGUAUGGCAACAGGACCAGGUGGUGAGCCAUUGAAUGACAUGAAUAUGCAACCAUCAUCGGUUUUACAAUUUGGUAAUACUUUUUCCAAUGAAUUUUUAUUAGCAUCGCCUGAGCAGUUUAGAGAAUUUUUAUUAGAUUCACCUGCAGGUUACAACUUUUUCCAUAAAACGCCAGCAAAGACACCAUUAAGAUUUGUUACGGAUGCAAGAGAUAACAGUGCAGAACAAGCUAAUGUAAAUGGCGGUAACAGUAAUGGAAGUGGUAGCGGUGAUUUAUUUGGCGUUGUAGAUGCCAAGAUCAAAAAAACUGAGAGUUCCAGCAGUAGUAAUACAAAGACAACGGUUUCCGACAGCAACACUGGUAAUAUUAAAAAUGAUAGUAGUAAUGAUGAUAAAGCCAACGAUAUAGGCCAUCUGGAUGGUAGUGGUGUAAUUCCUCCUAUUACUACUAACGCUCCUACUGAUAAUGAUAAUACGCAGACACCUUUGAGAAGUAUAGAUUUGAACCUUAUGUUCAAUUCUAAUCAAUUAACGGCGUCAUCACCUUCGAAAAAAUUUAGCGUUUCAUUAACGCCAUAUGGCCGUAGAGUUUUGAACGAUAUGGGGACACCUUACGCUAAAAAUGCAGUGCUAUCAUCAAAUAGUGCAUUGGCAGAUUUUCAAAAGGCAAGAAAAAAUAACGUAAAGCUACAGAGUACACCACCGACAACUUUGGGAUCUUAUCAUCAUAGAUCUCUGGAAAAAAAUAAAAAUGGUGGCAGUGGUACACUCGGACCUUUGUAUCGUGAUCGUGAUCCAUUAGCACCAACACAAGAAGAAAACGAUGAAAAUGACGUUUAUGGAUCUUCGCCAACAACGAUUCAAUUAAAUUCUUCGGUAACAAAAUCUACAAUUAAAUUGGAACCUGGCAGGGUGCCACAGCUGAGUAAGAUAGAAAAUAAUAGCAAUAACAAUAUUGAUGAACAGCUGUUUCCAAAUGAUGAGGAUCGUCUACCCGUAUCACCAACUCCUAAAUGUCAUAAUAAUAAUAAUACUAAUAAUAAUAACGGUUCUUUAAGAAUCCCAGAAUUACCAAAGAUGGGAUCUUUUAAAAGUGAAAGUGGCUUACUUACUUCAUCUGCUUCUAAUGCAAGUAACCAUAAUACUCAUAAUACAAGACCAGGUAAAGUAAAGAAAAAUGCAAAGAAACAACCCAAAUUUCAAAUUAUAGUAGCCAAUACCCAAAAAUUCAAUGUACCGACGAUGAACCAAAGAUCAUCAAAGAAAAAUAGCGGGUUGAAAAGAUCACAGUCUUUACUUUCCAAUCCUUCAGCAUCAAGUACAUCAAACCGAUCACAACAAAAAAAUGGCGGCGGUAGAAAUGUUAGUAACAAUACUAAUGCAAAUGGACACUCCGCCGAUGGGGUUAAACGAUCGUUUUCAUUUACAUCGGGGAGAGGGCAGUUUAACGGGUACCAAUAG